ACACAAUACAAUACUGCAGACGGAUUUACAGAAGGAGAGGGGCCUUUUCACAACCGUCACGUUAACGCCAACAAAGCAAAGCUACCUAGUGUGAAGAUUAAUCAAUUAGGCGAAAAAGGAAGGAAGGACAAUCAAUCCAUCCCCUCUCACUCGAUCGUUACCUUCAAAAACCCAGUCCAUGGGAGUAUUCGCCUUCCUCGAUUUCCCACUUCUGCUGCUCUUGUUCCUGCGUUUGCCUUCGUCCCAUUGAAUAAGCUGUCGGCAUUGCAUUGCAUUGUCCAUGGGUGCCGACAUUCCUGGAAUCGUUCGACUCAAAUGCUCGGUGAAGAAGUACGCGUGGGGUACGGUAGGGAGGGAGGAAUCAAGUGUGGCGCGCCUGUACGCGAAGAACAAUGGGCAGGAGAUCGACGUGGAUGAGCCGUACGCGGAGUUUUGGAUGGGGACUCACGAAUCGGGUCCGUCCUAUGUGGUGGAGGCAAAUGGUGGGUUUUCGAAUGGUCGGAAGCUCAAGUGCUGCGAUUCAGUUGGUUUGAAGGAGUGGAUCCAGCAAAACCCUAGUGUGCUUGGGGAUAAGGUGCUGCAGAGAUGGGGGCCCGAUCUCCCUUUCCUCUUGAAGGUACUUUCAGUGGCAAAGGCACUGUCCAUACAAGCCCAUCCCGAUAAGAGUUUGGCUGCAAUUCUUCAUAAGCGAAAGCCAGAUGUGUACAAGGAUGCCAAUCAUAAGCCUGAGAUGGCUUUGGCAAUCACCCACUUUGAGGCAUUAUGCGGAUUUGUUGAUCUUCAGGAAUUGAAGAGUGUUGUUCAAAAUGUACCUGAAAUUGUUGAAGUGGUUGGUACUGCUGCUGCAGAUCAAGUAUCGAACAUGACCAAAGAUGUUGGGGAGAAGAAAAUGAAAGAUAUCUUGCAAUCACUGUUUACUAAACUCAUGUCUGUCAGCAAAGGUGUAAUUUCUGAAGUACUUCUCAAGUUGAUAAGUCGACUCAACAGAAAAUGUGAGGCGGGGGAGCUGACAAGCAAGGAAGAGCUUGUUUUACGACUCGAGAAGCAAUAUCCCGGGGAUGUCGGUGUGAUAGCAGCUUUUUUGUUGAAUUAUGUACGGCUCAAUCCUGCAGAAGCUCUGUAUAUAGAUGCAAAUGAACCUCAUGCAUACAUACAUGGUGAAUGCGUUGAGUGCAUGGCAACUUCAGACAAUGUUGUACGAGCAGGGCUUACCCCAAAGAAUCGAGAUGUUCAAACACUCUGUUCUAUGCUCACUUACAAACAGGGUUUUCCCGAAAUCCAUUAUGGAAUCCCUUCAUCAAAUCCUUACACGGUCAAGUAUGUCCCUCCUUUCGACGAAUUUGAGGUUGAUCGAUGCAUUCUCCCCCGAGAAACACAGACUGUCUUUCCUGCACUUCCGGGCCCCUCUGUUUUUGUUGUGGUGUCAGGAGAGGGGGCCUUUCUCACCUUUUCGAAAGAGGUAUUCGUAGUCAUUGAGGGUGACGUUCUUUUUGCUCCUGCAAACACGGAAAUUGCUGUCCAAACUGCUUCCGCAUCCGGUUUGAACUUGUUCAGAGCAGGAAUCAACAGCAGGUUUUUCGAGUGAAUGAUUGAUUCCCCUUCAUUGAGUGCAUAAAUACAUACAUACAUACCAUACACACGUGAUGAUACACCACAAAUUUUUCUAUCUUCAUGCAUUGCUUAUUAUAACACUACAUGUAUAUUUAUCACGUCAGAUCUCUGCACUGUAAUUUGAUCACUCAUUUGUAAUAAUUAACAGAGAGUUCAGUUUAUAUUUUACUCAUGCAAAUUUUCCUU
This is a messenger RNA of Andrographis paniculata, 1797 nucleotides long. Its product is annotated as mannose-6-phosphate isomerase 2-like. The transcript is spliced from 5 exons. The coding region runs from base 281 to 1585 and encodes 434 amino acids. Lineage: Eukaryota; Viridiplantae; Streptophyta; Magnoliopsida; Lamiales; Acanthaceae. The record is from RefSeq and is a predicted model, not a curated record. Gene Ontology annotation, cellular component: cytosol. Gene Ontology annotation, biological process: GDP-mannose biosynthetic process; carbohydrate metabolic process. Gene Ontology annotation, molecular function: zinc ion binding; mannose-6-phosphate isomerase activity.